AAAAAGUUUGUUGUAGAAUUGUCAAUAGGAUGGAGAUGGAUGGAGUGAGUUGUUUUGUGGCAAGUCUAGUUACCUCAGACUCAGCUCAUGUGAACAAACCAUUAUCUGACGUACACAGAAAUCAAUUACACAACGGUGGUUUACGAAGUAAUAAAGCUCGACGUUGUCAUCAACCAAGGAUGCUACUUCGUCCUAUGGUUUCUGUAACCGACUUUGGUUGUUACGGUAUAACGGAAGAGAUAGAACACAGCUUGCAUAAAAUAACUGACUGGGGUACGCGUUCACAAGAGGACCAAGGCAUUGUCGUAGAUUGUGAACCGAUUCUGGACAAACUUCAUAUUUCCUCCGAUUCUUCUAGUUCUUCUUCAAACUCCUCUGCCGAAUCAAGAAAGGCACGAAAGUUGGACAAAUAUGGAAGAUUGUCGGUGUUAGAGGACUCUUCUCCUAUUCACAAGAAAGAAAAGCGCAAAGCAGCCAAGAGACUCAGACUUGGGUCUCUUAACAAAACCCUAACCGAGAAUAGGGAUUCUCCUAGAGAGGUCCCUUUUUUAUGGAAACAGACGCAAGUAACUGGAGAGCUUUCAAGUGAUAGUGAAAAUGUUCAGUUGGGUGUUUGUUGUGAUAAGAGUUGUUGUAGGAACAAGGGUUGGCAAACAGUCCAUCAGGUUAUUCUGCAAAGGGAACUCGGAAGAGAUAGUGCCUUGGAAACCUUGCCUAUCAAGUGCAAAAAGCUUUGUAGUAAGAAAGGCUUCACGGUGACUAUUCAAGGCAAGAGUUUUGGAAAUAUGAAUGCUGAUUCAUUUUAUCAAGUUUUAUCAAGUACAUGGAAACAAGGUGAAAGGGUUCAUGAAGUGAUGAUGCGUCCGGCAGCUUAACUUGUAUUCAUAUCAUCGAGGCAAUGAAAAAGUGUACAAUAAACAAUACUUUGAAAUUGUACCCAUCAUUUUACAU
Galdieria sulphuraria is the source of this 951-nucleotide messenger RNA. RefSeq lists its product as uncharacterized. Lineage: Eukaryota; Rhodophyta; Bangiophyceae; Galdieriales; Galdieriaceae. The transcript has a single exon. The record is from RefSeq and is a predicted model, not a curated record. Bases 30 to 875 code for a protein of 281 amino acids.